AGCUGGUCUGUAACCGCACCUUCGACAAGUUCUCCUGCUGGCCCGACACGAUGCCCAACAGCACGGCCAGCGUGCCCUGCCCCUGGUUCCUGCCCUGGUACCAGAAAGUGAAGCACAGACACGUCUUCAAGACCUGUGGGCCGGACGGACGGUGGGUGACAGGCCCGCGGGGACAGUCCCUGCGCGAUGCCACACAGUGUGAGCAGGAUGACGAGGACCUGAAGGCGCAGGAAAAGUUUGCCAGGACCUAUGGCAGCUUCAAGGUGAUGUACACUGUGGGCUACUCUGUGUCCCUGUGUGCGCUGCUGCUCGCCCUGGCCCUGCUGCUGGGCUUCAGCAAGCUGCACUGCAUGAGGAACUACAUCCACAUGAACCUGUUCGCCUCCUUCAUCCUGAAGGGCGUCUCCGUGCUGGUCAUCGACGCCCUGCUCAAAACCCACUACAGCGACAAGAUCGACGGCUACAACGUGCAAGUGUGGCUGAGCGACGAGGCAGCUGCAGGCUGCAGGGCAGCCACAGUCUUCAUGCAGUACGGCAUCGUGGCCAACUACUGCUGGCUGCUGGUGGAAGGCAUCUACCUGCACAACCUGCUGGUGGUGGCCGUCUUCUCCGAGAGGAGCUACUUCACCCUCUACCUGUGCAUCGGCUGGGGGGCACCCAUGCUGUUCCUCGUUCCCUGGGUCAUUGUGAAGUUCCUCUACGAAAAUAUCCAGUGCUGGUCCACGAACAACAACAUGGGCUUCUGGUGGAUCCUUCGCUUCCCCGUGUUCCUGGCCAUCCUGAUCAACUUCUUCAUCUUCAUCCGCAUCAUUCAGAUCCUCGUUUCCAAGCUCCGUGCGCACCAGAUGCGCUACACUGACUACAAGUUCAGGCUGGCCAGGUCCACGCUGACGCUGAUCCCGCUGCUGGGCAUCCACGAGGUGGUCUUUGCCUUCAUCACGGACGAGCACGCCCAGGGCACGCUGCGCUACGUCAAGCUCUUCUUCGACCUCUUCCUGAGCUCCUUCCAGGGUUUGCUGGUGGCCAUUCUCUACUGCUUCGUCAACAAGGAGGUGCAGGCAGAGCUGCUGAAGCGCUGGCAGCGCUGGAAGCUGGGGAAGGACCUGGCUGAGGAGUACAAGCACACCU
Messenger RNA from Zonotrichia albicollis (white-throated sparrow), 1128 nucleotides. Lineage: Eukaryota; Metazoa; Chordata; Aves; Passeriformes; Passerellidae. The record is from RefSeq and is a predicted model, not a curated record.